CACGCCCGCUGCUGCCGUGCGGCGGGGCGGGGCGGUCCGAGUCCGCGGGCGCCGCAAGCAACCCGGAAGCUCCCGGCAGCCCCCGCGUCGCCCGUCAUGGCGGCCGAGGUAUCUUCUGAGAACCCACUUAAUUCAGAAUGGCUUUGAUUAGCCGAAAAAGUUUCCAGUUUUAUUCAUCCAGCACGCCAGCAAGCAGGUCGAUUUUGAUGACUCUCAGCAAAACACUGAGCUAUAUCAGUGGGCAGCGAAAGCCCCAAAACUGUAGCCCCAUAGCCAUGAGGAUCCUGUAUUUCAAAGAUAAAUCUCAGUAUGUGUUUUGUAGGAAAAAACAUGUGCAACUGCGGAUACAGUCUCUUCCUGUUAAUGAAUCUGGGCAUCUUUGUGGAGAUACUGGGAGCAGUCCUAAAUCUGAGAAUGAGUGGAUGGAUGAACAACUGUUUUUCAAGAAGUUGAACAGCUUUUAUACGUCAGAAGAGAUCUUUGACUUUCUUAGCUCUCUGGAAGUUAUGUCUGAUACUAUUGCGUCAGGAGCCCUGCAGAGGAUUUCUGAAGUUGAGGUGGAUGACAAUGGUCUGAAAAACCCUGAAGGAGUGUUAGAGAAUAAAGUUUUCAGGGCAUUAUGCUUUCAGUUUGAAACUGAAUCCUCAAAACUGUCAAACACUGGGCUGCUGAGUGCAUUGCAAGCUUUGAUAAAACUACGUAUAGAUCCCCAGAGUACGCUGAUGGCAAAUUUGCUGUCAGAGGCUGAGGAACGACUUGGUAAAGGACAGUUUACUGUUAAAAAUCUUUGUGCUCUUGGGGAGAGUUUGCUUGAGUUGGAAGGCCCAAGUUGUGUGAUGCUGGAACAAAUUGUGAACCGCCUGCAAGAAAAAGACAUUGAGAAGUGGAGUCCUAGUGAAAUAGUGAUGGUUUAUAAGAUGCUGCAGGUGAUUGUAAGGGAAGGAGAACAAUACCAAGACUUGCUAAAUAGAUUGAACAGUGUCACUUUAACCAUAGUUUCUCAGCUAAGCCCAAAGUUCACAAGUGUAAUACUUAAUUCACUCGUUGUUCUUCAUCAGACCCAGGCAAUUCCUUUAGUCACAGCACUGUGUAAACACUCUGUGAAGCAUGUUCCCUGUUUCACAGGUGUUGAACUGGUAAAUAUACUGGAAGCCUUCCUAUACUUUGGACAUCGUGAACAAAUUUUUACAGAGGCACUGGAAACACAUGUUCCCAAGUCCAUCUUUACCAUGCAUCCUGAAACAGUCAGCAAAGUCAUGCAAUAUUGCUGCCAAAAGAUGAUCCUUUCCAAGCCCAUCUUUGAUGCAGCUGCAGCAGAUUUCAUUUCCAAUGCGGACAGAUUUACCACUGACCAGAUUGCUGAGUAUAUUAUACCAUUUGGCACUCUUAACUACCUCCCACCAAGUGCUGCUUCCUUGUUUAGGAAGCUCGAAAAUGUACUGCAUACUCACUUCAAUCACUUUCAUCCUCGUACCUUGCUGAACUUGCUGCACUCCUGUGUCCUUAUUCAACGCUAUCCAGUAAAUUUUCUGCCAAAAAUAUUUAGUCCCUAUUUUCUGCAACGGCUUCAAGCUCAGCCACCUGGUUUGGACAGUAUUGUUACGUCCCAGCUAACCCAGCUUUUUCUGACUGUCACCCUGGAGUGCCCAUUCUAUGAGGGUCCCAAACUCCUUCCGAAGUAUCAAGUAAAGGCCUUUCUCACACCUCGCAGUUCUCUGGAUUUUUACCUCCUCAAAAGGGUGAAGACUGGGUUACUUUAUUUACUGAAAAAAAGAAUUUAUUUUGCAUCAGAAGUAUCAACCCCAUAUUUCUAUGCAGUUGACAUUGAGAUUAAAUUAGAUGAAGAAGGUUUUGUAUUGCCUGCUGCCCAGUGUGAAGAAGUACACAGACGAAUUGCCCUCUGUGUUGAUGGUCGAAAUAGAUUUUGCAUUAAUAGUCAUAAUCUGCUGGGAGAAGAAGCUAUUAAACAGAGACAUCUUUGCUUACUUGGCUAUGAAGUUGUGCAGAUUCCAUUUUUUGAGGUAGAGAGUCUACAAAAUUGCAGAAAAAUAGCAGAAUAUCUACACAAAAAGAUCUUCCCUCAUACGUACAGACUUGACUGCUGACACUGGAGAAUACAACUAAAUCACUGGUUGAGUUCCUGGACUAUAUACUGUAAAUAUCGUACAUGGAAGAACAGUUCUGUUUUCUAAAUAUCUCCACCUAUGAUGAUUUGAGCUUUUGAAUGUGAGACCUUCCAAUAUUUGGAACAAUUGACAUGUAAAAAGUAAUAAAGAGCAACAUAUUUUCUUAAGUUUUCUGUAAAAAUUUAUUCUAAUUUAACUGAUAUAAGUGCCAGACAGUCAGUGCUGGGUUUCAUUUGUCUUUGCACUGGUUCUAACUCACAACUGCAGAUGGACAGAUGUGACUAUUCAAGGAUACUGGCUGGUGCUGCAUAUCCAGGAUGUGUCGUGCUCCUACUCAUCAAGAAUAUUCUUGACAGUAUCAAAAUAAAUUAUGCACUUAACUCAUAGCUGUUUGUAUGAUUUCCCAGGUAUUUCAUAAAACUAAAAUUUGCAGUAGUUGCACAGGCAGUAUUGGCUUAUUGCUCAUGUUUAAGAUAUACAGUGCUGUUCACCAAAGCAAUGCCUUACAGAAAAUGAGAGUUUCUAUUAAAAAGAUUUGGCCUACUUUGUAAAAGAUCAACUGCCACAUGGUAGGGAACUUACACAGCUGUCUCUGUAGGAGCUACCCUGUGUUCUGGGUAUGUACUAUUCAUAGUAUUGUCUUUGGUGACAGCUUUCGCUAAGCUGGAUAAAUGUAUGCACUCCAGAGUUCUGUCAGUUUACAGCCUGCCAUUCAAGUCCAAACUGAAACCCAUUAUGCUGUGAAGUUCCAAAGAACUCUGUCCUAUACAGUCCUUUUUUUGUAUGAGUAUAAAUUCUGGCAGAAGGGUGGAAUGGAGAACUGGAACCAGUAACUACUUCAGCAGAAACAAGUGUGCCUUGACUUCAUUCAGUGUUGCUUUACAGAGGGAUGACGGGAAGAUAACAUAGUCUUAGUUCCAAUCAUGUAAUGUGUAGUUGAUGAACUGUCACAUAAAACACAUUUUCAGGCUAGCUUGUGAAUCCUGUACUGUGUGGAAUUACUGCUUAUGAGUAGCAAAGCAGAAUUCCAGCAUCACUUUAGGUAAUACAAAAAAAGGUGAAACUUUUAUAUCCCAGAAGUUCUAUAUAUUUCACCAAUAGAUACAGAAUGUGGCUCUUUUUUCCUUCCAAGGCUACUGUUAAUAAUUGGUGAGUUGCAGGUGUCUGUCAAUUGCCCCAACAAUCCCUGGAAAUUUUUGGAUGCAAAAUCCGAAUCCAAAAUAAGAUUGUAUCAUGCUGUACAUUCUGUUCAUGUUAAUUUAUUGCAUGUUUAAAAACCUUACUCGCAGUAGUAUGAGCAUUGAAAGAUGAGGACGCACAAAGAGAUAAUGGUAACCUAAUAGUUGUCAUCGUAGCAAAAGAGAAAUUGAAGGAGAAUGACUGAAACGUCUUUGCAGACAUUUAGAAGGAACUUCUCACUAAUACAGAAGAAAUAAUCGAGGUAUUCUUUCAACACUAACUGAACACUGAAGGGAGAAGUAAGCCACUCAAAACCGAAUCAGACAUAAGCAGUCAAAAGUGGGGAGGGAUGAGAAGGGGGUGACAGAAGCAAAGAAACGAGAGAGAGAAACGGAUGCUCAUGUAAACGACUCAUGCCUUUUUCCACAGCGGAAGUGAGUUUGUGAUGCUUCUUUCUCACACACACCAGAAGGUGGUGGUGUUCUCAAACAGAUUUGAUUUCCUGUAGUUUUUCACACAGAUGGUUUGUAAAUAUAGUAAGACUACUUAAAAGAAGUAAUUUGUACUGACUGUCCCAAACUAAAAAUAAACUGUCUAGAUUAUUGCCAUAUUCCAUCUCAUUCUUCAUGGGCAUACAUUUGAUACUGGUUUUUGAAAAACACGUAUUGUUAGAAAACAUUUUCCUCUCACUUUGUUCUUUCUGUGAUUCCUUUCAUUUAGUGCUGCUGGAUUUGGUUAUUGAAGUAUUUAUUGUUGAGAAGGAGCGUAGCAGUUACUGCCCUCUUGUCGCUAGCUUAUUGAACACAGAAAUUUGCAGCUCAUGAGUAAUGAAAGCAAUAAACACUUAGAAUGGGCUGCUCGGUGGGCUCUGCUUCUAACAUCAGGCUAAACAAGUAAUAUCGAUUGCCUAACUUCCUACUUAUCCAGAACCUAUAUGAAGUUCUUUGUUUUUAUUGUAUUUUAACUAGAAGACUCACUGUGUUCACAAAUUAUAUAGAUUUCCUAUGUGUAGGUACCUGGCAGAACUCAUGUCAAAGCUGUGGACUUCCAGUCUUUGUUCUGAUAUGACCAGUCUGGCUGUCGUUCCUUUCUGAACAAUACUGCCUCAGCUUUAAAUAACAGCAGGAUCAAUGGCUCUUGAGAAUCAAGCUGAUGCAUACCCUGCAGGAGAUACUCCUUUUCAUGAAAUUACUGUUUAAUUUUAAUAUUGGAUUCAGUCAGAAUGCAAGGCAUGAAAUGCUUAAGCGAGUUUAGGCGUUUACCCUAAACAUGCUUUUUAAGUAAGUACUGCUCAAAUCCUUGUUUACUCCAUCCUUUCUACCACACUAUUUAGUGCUUUUUCUCCUAAUGUUAAUUUUUCCUUUUUUGCAACAUUGGAUACAGAAGCAAAGAUGAUUUUUCUUGUGCCACUCUUGAACAGAUCAAUCCCUCAGACACCAUUCGUGUUGUGAAAGUCAGUGAAAUGGAUGUCUGAAAAGACGAGAUUUUGUCUAUUCAAAUGCUAACUACUCAGAAGUUCCCUUUAGCUUGAAUUCCACUAGAAGUCUACUGAAACUGCCAAGCACUUCUCUAAAUCAGAUCAUUUCUUUACUUGCUCAUUUAUGGGCAAGCCCAUCCACUUUGGAAAAUCGGAGCUGAAUCCCUGUUUCACCUAUUAUGCAGAAAAAAUAACACUUAGCAAUUUUGUAGCAAUACUGUAAAGAUUAAGAAGUCAACGACCACUGACACGUUAAGGAACAAGCUUGCUUGAAUGCUAAAUCUGUAAAUAGUGUAGAAGCACUGCCUAAAACAGCUGAGAGACAGCUGUUGACCAACAGGCCUCAUUUCCAGUCUUGCUACCUGAAUGUUCAGCUCUUGCUGAUGCUCUUCAUCGUGAGGUUUUUAUGAGACUGUAAGGGGAAAAUAUGCACUUGAAGUAGCAUGAAGAAAAGUACAGCUGUUAUUUCAUCCAAUUUUUAGUCUGGAUCAUUCUCAUUUACUAAAAUGUAGAGGAAAAGGCAAAAGCAUCACAUUGUUUUUUGAUGCAAGGUGGGUUUUAUUCCAUGUAAAUAUUGCUACUGAUGACAAGUACAGGA
This is a messenger RNA of Cuculus canorus (common cuckoo), 5380 nucleotides long. RefSeq names its product FAST kinase domains 3 (gene FASTKD3). The transcript has 7 exons. Lineage: Eukaryota; Metazoa; Chordata; Aves; Cuculiformes; Cuculidae. Gene Ontology annotation, biological process: regulation of mitochondrial mRNA stability; mitochondrial RNA processing. Bases 138 to 2105 code for a protein of 655 amino acids. Gene Ontology annotation, molecular function: RNA binding. Gene Ontology annotation, cellular component: ribonucleoprotein granule; mitochondrial matrix. The record is from RefSeq and is a predicted model, not a curated record.